Messenger RNA from Suncus etruscus (white-toothed pygmy shrew), 2380 nucleotides. RefSeq names its product TIR domain containing adaptor molecule 1 (gene TICAM1). The record is from RefSeq and is a predicted model, not a curated record. The coding region runs from base 87 to 2186 and encodes 699 amino acids. The transcript has a single exon. Gene Ontology annotation, biological process: positive regulation of canonical NF-kappaB signal transduction; TRIF-dependent toll-like receptor signaling pathway; lipopolysaccharide-mediated signaling pathway. Lineage: Eukaryota; Metazoa; Chordata; Mammalia; Eulipotyphla; Soricidae. Gene Ontology annotation, molecular function: protein kinase binding.
CCUGCAAGCUCACGUUGAGGGAGUUGGAGCAUCCCAGGGGUGGACGGGGCAGCGAGGAACAUGCGUUCGCGGGUGCGUUUGCGCCCAUGGCCCACCCAUCCCCGUCGCUGUCCGGGGUCUUCGCCAUCCUGAGAACUGUGGGCGAACAGCGGCUCUUGCAUCUGAAACACAAGCUGAAGAGUUUGCGCACCAACUGCCCGCGGGCUGACCUGCUCCUGGCCCUGGUGCUCCUGCAGCUGGGCCAGGACACCCAGGCCCGGGCCUGCCUGGAUGCGCUGAGGGCCGACAAGGUGGCGCAGCUGAUGGCGCACCAGUGGGCCAGCAAGGACGGGUCCCCAGUGCCCGAUGAGCCCCCUGAGGUCUCGUGGGCCGUGGCCCAGCUCUACCACCUGCUGGCAGAGGAGAAUCUCUGCUCGGUGCCCAUGCGGGAUGCCGCCUACCAGGCCGCACUGCACCGUCUGCGUUCUGGGCACCACCCCCAGCUGCGGGAGCUCCAGGAGGAGGCGCGGGCCCACUGUGGCUGGGAUCUCACCGGGGACCUGGAGACCUUGCAGCCCCUGCGCUCAGACCUGGGCCACCUGCCCUCUUCCUCGCCUUCGCCACCCUCCAGGACGUGCAGCCCGGCACAGCCCAUCGAGGGCCCACCGGGCUGGAGCCGUGGACGCUCCCUGAGAUCCACGGGGAGCCCUACUUCCCUGGCCAGCCAGCUGUUGAUCAGCCAGUCCCCUACCCGGCCCUUCUUGAGUCUGCAACGUGGCCCCGUAGGACCUAGCAAGUUGUGCAUGGAACCUGAGCAUGAGCCUGGGCCUGGGCCUGGGCCCACCCAGGAUGGCGGCCAGGUGCCCGAGGAGAUGAGCUGGCCCCCAUCUUCGGAGCCCUCGAGCCCUCCACAGCCAGCCCCCCAACUUCCCGUGGAGGCCCCAGAUGUCAGCCCCACUGUUCCACCGGAGCCCCCAGUCCCAGCCCAUGCAGAGAGCAGCUGGCCUAGCCCUGUGCAAUGCACCGAGGAGCCAGGCUGGGCCCACCAGGCCCCGACCGGAAGCAAACAGCCCCCGACCGGAAGCGAACAACCCCCGACCGGAAGUGUUAAUAUCAGUCCAGACCCAGACCAGAAGUUCGGCCUUAGUCCCAAAGGCGAGACCUGGACCUCCUCGGCUACUCCCGGUGCCCCCCAAACCUCCUCCCCGCCGCCUUCCAGGGAGACCCCAAGCGGGGUUCACCCGUUUCCCUUGACCCCCAGCCCUUCCCUGCCCACUUCGGCGGCCGCCUUGGAGCAGAAGUUCUAUAACUUCGUGGUUCUGCACACACAGGCUGAUGAGCGCGUGGCCCUGCGGGUGCGCCAGCACCUGGAGGACUUGGGGGUGCCGGACGGGGCGACGUUCUGCGAGGACUUCCAGCUGCCCGGGCGCGGGGAGCUGAGCUGCUUGCAGGACGCCAUCGACCACUCGGCCUUCACCGUCCUGCUGCUCACGCCCAGCUUCAACUGCCGCCUGAGCCUGCACCAGGUCAACCGGGCCGUCAUGGGCAGCCUGAGCCGGAGGGGCUGGCACGACAGCGUGGUGCCCUUCCUGCCCCUCGAGAGCUCCCUGGAGCAGCUCGGCCCCGACACGGCCGCGCUGCUCGCCGGCAUGGUGUGGCUGGAGGAGCGCUCGCCCGUCUUCGACAGGAAGGUGGCCCGGACGUUCAAGCCGCAGCUGCUGCUCGCCCGCCGGGCCGAGUGGAGGAAGGAGCAGGAGGCCCGGGCCCUGCGGGAGAGGCACCAGCAGCUCCAGGCGGAGCAGCAGCGGAUCCAGGCCUGGGCCGCCGACUACUCGACCUACUGGCAGAGCUACCAGGCCUUUUGCCAACAGAUGCAGCAGCUGCAGGCGGAUCUGGGAAAAUACAUGACCACCGGGCCUCGGGAUCACCAGAGCGUCCCACCAGCCUUCCCGACCUGGCCUGGCCACCCGGCGCCGCUCCUGCCCCCGUGGCCGCCGGGCAUCCCGCCACCAGCCUUCCCGCAGGCCCCCGCCUUCCAGCCUCACCAGUCUCCGCACCCCACCUUCUCACCAGCGUCACCCCAGAGCCCCGGGCUUCAGCCUCUGAUCAUCCACAAUGCUCAGAUGGUGCAGCUGGGACUGAACAACCACAUGUGGGGCCAGAGAGGGGCCCAGGUCCCCCAGGACAAGAAGCAAGAAGCUGAGUGACUACACGGGGGUUACCCAGAGGGGCCUCAGUCUCAUCUCUUCUUUCCCAAUCUGUAGGGGGAACUCGGGGCUGUUUCAACUUUGAAGGCCAUACGUGGAGAGAACUUUUUCAGGGAAUACUGCGAAAGAAAGCUGAUUUUCUGGGCUUUUCGGGGUGUACAGAUUGGGUGUGGGGCUCACAAAUUCCCAUAUUG